CUGAUGACGGUUACCAAGAAGGGCAUUAAGCAGGAGCUGGAACGUCGUUUCGGUGUUGCUCUUGAUGCAAGGCGAGCUUAUAUCAACUCUGCGACCGAAGCACUCUUGUCUGGCCAGCUGUAGAUAACUUGUUGUUACACCUUCUGCAUAUGAAUGAAAAAUAUAUUUCAUUAAAUCUUAUAUAUUAUAAUGCGUCGCAGCUGGCGACACGACUCUCCUGGCCUGACACUGGAGCAGAUGGGUCGGUCAGAUGGGGUUUACCAAAAAGAAUCGGAUGGAAAGGAGAGAAGAGCUCCUUGCUCUUCAGCAACGACCAACAACCGCAGCGCCAGCAGAAGAGCGCCAGCAUAAUAUAUACCGGGGAUUUGGGUUCGGGUGGGGUGGGGUAUAGUUAUAUCGUCAUUGUAUCUGAACUGAAUCCGCAAAGAAAGGGAGCGUGGAGAUAUAUGGGAAUUGGAAACAUUGGAGUUUGUAUGUUGUCUGUGCUGUAUUGCCAGUUUGUUGGAUGUUGGAUACAUUGAAGAGUAAACAUAACUUACAUUAUCAUUAUCCUCCUGGAUACCUUUCUGCACGUGUUUGCCCGCAUAGAAGGAU
Pseudomassariella vexata is the source of this 594-nucleotide messenger RNA. RefSeq lists its product as uncharacterized. The transcript has 3 exons. The record is from RefSeq and is a predicted model, not a curated record. Bases 150 to 521 code for a protein of 123 amino acids. Lineage: Eukaryota; Fungi; Ascomycota; Sordariomycetes; Amphisphaeriales; Pseudomassariaceae.